Molecule: messenger RNA, 2143 nt
Organism: Neolamprologus brichardi
Lineage: Eukaryota; Metazoa; Chordata; Actinopteri; Cichliformes; Cichlidae
Gene: fut7
Product: fucosyltransferase 7 (alpha (1,3) fucosyltransferase)
Cellular component (GO): membrane
Molecular function (GO): alpha-(1->3)-fucosyltransferase activity
Source: RefSeq, a predicted model, not a curated record
ACGAACUCGUCUUGAAUAUGCUCCAUUUUUUCUCAUAGAGUGAGGGUUGCCACAGACAUAAAAGAGAAAGAAUGUUCCGCACUUACCAGAAGGCAGGAAUUUAAAUGCAAUGCGGAGUUAGAAAGAGGCUGGGGCAAUGUGGACCUUUUUAUCUAAACACAUAUUCAGCAAGAUUUCAGAAAAGCCACACCUCCGAUUCUUUAAAAGGCUUUGUGUUUUUGGUUUUCUAACACAAGUUUACCAUCGUAACAAUAUUCGUGGUGAUUGAAGACAGAGAAUAAACCACUCAUCUCAUCAUCAGCAAAGGACAGGCAAGGUGCUGAUCUGUGUAGGAGGUGGUGAAUCGUGUUCAUACUGGAAGCCACAUGUUAAGUUAAAGUCCCUAAUGGGGUUUCACACCAAAAAAAUACACAAGUUGGUGAAGAGGCUAGUCAUCCUCCCUUUUCUCUGUUUUUUACCACUGUGUCUCUUCAGUGGGUGGCUGAGUAGCUCUGUGAAACCUUUACAUCAUGACAGCAGAAGUAGAAAUGUGACCGUCCUGCUGUGGUAUUGGCCCUUCAGCAGAUCAUUCAGCCUGAAGGGUGACGUUUGCUGGGAUCUCUACCGUAUCCCUCGCUGUAUUCUGGUGGACGAGCGCUCCUACUUCCCCUCUGCGGAUGUAGUGGUGUUCCACAACAGGGAGCUGCAAGUGGGCCUCCACAAGUUGCCUACUAACAUCUCACGGCCACCAAGCCAGAAGUGGGCCUGGAUGUCCCUGGAGGCUCCUUCUCACAAUGGAAACUUACAUAAGUAUGCAGAUAUCUUUAACAUGACCAUAACCUACAGGAGGGAUGCUGACAUCAGCAUACCCUAUGGCAUGCUGCUACGGAGGGAGGCUGAAGAACAAGUGAAUGAAGACAACUCUGUAAACAAGAGCUCUCUGGUUUGUUGGGUGAUCAGCAACUAUAAGAGCCACCACAAAAGAAGCCAAGUGUACAACAACCUCAGAGCUUCAGUUCCUGUGGCGGUUUAUGGGCGCUGGACUAAAAACCGCCUCCCCUCCUCAGAACUUUUACCUACAAUAUCUCGCUGCUAUUUUUAUUUGGCUUUUGAGAACUCACUUGCUAAAGAUUAUAUCACGGAGAAGCUGUGGAGGAAUGCUUACGAGGGAGGGGCUUUGCCCAUUGUCCUGGGGCCACCUUUAGGCAAUUACAAAGCUGUGGCUCCACCUCAUUCUUUCAUCCAUGUUGAUGAGUUUGCGUCACUGAAUGAAAUGGGAAAGUAUCUACAACAGCUUGCAGAGGAUAAGAAACGCUACAGUGAGUAUUUUACCUGGAAGAAACAGUGGAAAGUGAAACGGUACACAGACUGGAGGGAAAGACUGUGUAAUAUCUGUUCAAAGUACAACAGUUUACCUAAGCACAAAGUUUACUCAGACCUAGAUGCGUGGGUCAAUGCUAACACGAGCUUAAACAUUUAAUCAAAUUUUACUGUAUUUUUUGCAACAUUUGUAAACAUCAUGACAUCAUUCUCUGAAUUACUUUGAAAACAGUUCAGAGUGAAUGUGAAACUUAAAAAUCUAAAAAUUGUAUCUAAAAAAAUAUUUUAGAAAUGUGAUUGUAUGCACACCAGUUAAACUGCACUGUAACUAAUAUGCAUUAACAACAAUGACCGAGUGAUCUGCUACACUGAGAUCCCUAGCACUUUACUCCAGUACACUAAGGUUAAAAACUACCUAGAAUGUGGAGAUAUUUAGAAAAAUGGAUGUAGUGGAUAUCUGGAUAAAGUGUAACCUGCCUCUUGCAUUAUGGAAACGUCUGUAAACACACACUGUACUGUAAGUGCUACUUUGUACAAACUAUGACAGAAAACAUCAUUUUCCUGUGUUGCAAGAAAGGGAUGUUUUAUUAAAAUUAUGCUACCACUUUUACACCUUCAGUUAUUAAAGAAGCUGCUGUUGCAAUAUUGUCUGAAUAUAUAAAAUACUGUGAGCUAGUCAACUGCUCCAGCUUAGAAAGACAGUUUCAUACUUUUAGAGAGAACCAGGCUAGCUGAUUGUCUCAAUCAUGUUUGUAAAUAAUUCAACAUUUAAAAUUGAGUUUUGUUCGCAGCGCCUCUGGUAGAAACUCCAGUUCUCACACUGCUUCAGUGUUUACAAUAAAGC